This is a messenger RNA of Dermatophagoides farinae (American house dust mite), 3520 nucleotides long. Lineage: Eukaryota; Metazoa; Arthropoda; Arachnida; Sarcoptiformes; Pyroglyphidae. The record is from RefSeq and is a predicted model, not a curated record.
UUGUUUGUCCUUUUUCAAAUAAAACAUAAAACAUCAUCAUCAUCGUCAUUAUCAUUAUAAUUGUUUGCAUUUAUCAAGAACGAUUAAUUGCAAUUUAAUCAUUAUGAUGAUGAUCAUGAUGAUGAUUAUCCCUGCUCCCCAGAAGAAGAAGAAAAAACGUUUUAUUUUAUUGUAAGUAUUCAGUAAGCAGCAAAGAACAUUUUUCGCUGGUCACAUAUUAUCUUAUCACAUGCUUUCCCCACUGAUGUUUUUUUUAUUAUUCCAGCUAUUUUCACAAACAACAAAGAUCAGAUGAUGAUGACCAAUUAGUGAUGGGUCGCGACCAGAAAAUAAAUUUGCUCAUAAACCAUUGACAUUUUGAUAUUGAAAGAAGCAUUUUUUUUUCUUACCACAUCUUCACCAUUGUUGACGGUGAUUUGCUGUAUCGUUCAUAAUAAUAAUGGAAAGACGAAAACGAAGAAGGGUAGAAUUUUGAUGACCAAAUUUCAUGGUCGCUCAACCGUAUACAAAGACAAUCACACACGACAUGCAAGUGUGGUCGACCACCGGUAGUAAAAUGAAAUUGAACAUUGCCAUAAUGUAUAAACAAUCGUUUCUAAUAAAUGAUCUAUAUGUUUACAUUGAGCACAACAACAACCACCACCAUCAUAAUCAUCAUCAUCGUCAUCAUCUAUACACAAUGUAUCAUGAUCACUAUGAAAAUGAGCAAAUCUAAUCAAGCUAGGAAAAGGAAUAAAUUUAUCCAAAUAUAAUUGAUUCAUUGCUGCAUCUCUCAUCUCUCACAUGACAAUGAAUGGGAUAUUAAUGAAAUUAUUGAGCCUGUCCAUACGAAGGAGGACAUGGAAUGAUGAUAAAAGAAGCAAUUAUUAUUAUUCACUGUCAAUCAUGAUCAUUUUGGCCAAUUUAUUCGUCUUCACUUACGGUCGAAUCACGUUUGACAAGAUGACUAACCGUGACUAUCCGGGAACAAUCUACUACACAAUACGCAAUGUCUCCCUUUACGAAUGUCUUGGAUGGUGUCGUGAUGAAGAUGAUUGUACGGCAGCUGCAUUCAGUUUUGUUGUGAAUCCAUUGACGCCAAUACAGGAGACAACGUGUCUUUUACAGAACGAAACAUUAGCCAAGAAACCGGUAUCCGUAUCCGGUAAUAAUAAUCUUCAACAGCAACCAAGUGGUUCAUAUUCAAGUACAUCACUGCAGAAAGCUGUCAACAUGUAUUUCUUUACCAAAAUGCAAUUACGUUCCGACAAUCUUUGUAAUCGUCUGUGGUCAUUUGAAAGAUUUCCCAAUAAAAUGAUGCGUGGCCUAGACAAUGCAAUCAUCUAUACAUCGAAUCGUGAAGCCUGUCUAUCCGCUUGUCUUAGUGAGGGUCGUUUUGUUUGCCGUUCGGUAGAAUUCAAUUAUCUGACAUUACAAUGUCAUCUAAGUGAAUAUGAUCGUCGUAGUCCGAUUGGAUUCCCACAAGAUCUGGUCGAUGUGCAAGGAAUCGAUUAUUUUGAAAACUCUUGUCUACGAUCCGAACAAGUAUGUCCAGAUCAACGUAUCUAUGAUUACGCCAAAGUUGGAAUGGCAUUCAAUAAGGUUGCUCAUUAUGUUGAAUUAAAUUAUUAUCCAGAUAAAGAACUACUGGUUAAAUCACAAGGAGGAUGUCUUCGAGCCUGUACAAUUGAAAACGAAUUCAUAUGUCGUUCUGUGCUUUAUCGGCCAAGUUUCAAACCUGGCCAACCGAAUUGUGCCCUUUAUCAUCUUGAUCAUAAAACAUUUCCCGAUGGUUUAGAUACGUUCGCCACUCCUAGUCCGAUACCAUUGUUGGAUAGUGGUGAUUCUAGUGCCACUUAUUUCGAAGCUGGAUGUGCAAAUGAUACAAAUAAUAAAAAUGUACAACAACAGCAAUCAUCUAUGACGACCACAUCGAUGGCAUCAUCUUCAAUGAGCAGUACGAAUGGCAAACCAUCUGUCAUAUCGACGAUAGCAACAUUACCGCCCACCAUAUCAACAAUUUCAAAUGUUCCCAUCGUACAGGAAGGAUCUGAACCAUCCUGUGAUUCGUAUGGUGUUUGCUAUGAUGUGGCAUUGAAAUGUACGGACACGAAAAUCGUUGUGAACGUACAGACAAGUCGACCAUUUCAUGGCCGUAUCUAUGCAUUAGGUCGCAGUGAAACUUGUAAUCUAAAUGUUCGUAAUAGUCAGCAAUUCACACUGGACAUUUCAUUGGGUGGCCAAGAUUGUAAUACACAAUCGUUGGGUGGAAUGUACACGAACACUGUGGUACUACAACACCAUAAUGUUGUUCUCACCAAAGCGGAUAAAGUCUAUCAUGUACGAUGUACAUAUGAAACGACAUCCAGAAAUGUUACAUUCGGAAUGAUGCCAGUCAGAGAUCCUGAUACAUUGCAAAUCACUUCGGCACCAGAAGCUCCAUUGCCAAAGAUUACCAUUUUCGGCAGUGAUGGUCGUGAAGCAUCGACCGUUCGCAUUGGUGAUCGACUUUCGUUCCGUAUCGAAAUACCGGAAAGCACACCCUAUGGAAUAUUUGCUCGAAGUUGUGUGGCAAUGGCUAAAGAUUCACGAAGUACAUUCGAAAUCAUCGAUGAGCAUGGUUGUCCUGUGGAUAACUCGAUUUUCCCAAGUUUUUAUCAAAUUGGUAAUGCAUUGGAAAGCACCUAUGAAGCGUUCAGAUUCACUGAAUCGUAUGGCGUCAUAUUCCAAUGCAAUGUCAAAUAUUGUAUUGGAAAAUGUGAACCAGUCAUCUGUGGUGUGGGCCGAGAUAAUGUUGAAUCAUGGGGAAGAAGACGCCGUUCAGUUUCCUUAUCCAAUCAGGACACCGAUGAUGAAAUGACUCUAAGUAAAGAAAUUCUUGUUCUCGAUGUCAACGAAAAUCUCAAUCCAAUGAACAACACGACCGUAUACAAAACCGAUUCUGUCAUGUUGAAUCUACAACAGCAAUGUGCAUCAAGAACAUCAAUCUAUGCAAUGGCAAUAUUGUUUGCCUUUUUGAUUGUCAUGUACAUAUUUACAAUCAUCUAUUUCACACGAAAACGAUGGCAUACACCGGCCCAUCUCAAAUACAUUCGAUAAAUUACUCAAAUCAUUACUUUGAUCAUUUACGUUCGACUCAUUUAGCUCAUUUUCAUCAUCUACAUUUUAACGAGAAAACAACACCAACAAACUCUUAACUUUUUCGUGAUACGAACAAUUUUUUGUCACUUUUUCUCUCCACACACUCAAUGAACAAACAAUCAUGAUUAUUUAUUCAUUCAUUAUUUAUUUAUUAUUGAUUUAUUGAUUUAUUGAUAACCAAUCAAUUAUUUUUUUCAUACAAUUAUUGAAUCGUGGAUUUAAUAAUUUUUUUUUAUUGUAUAAACUUGAUUUGAUCCAAUGGCCGAUUUUUCGUCGUCGGUCUCAUACUUUUUCCCAUCUACUGAAAUGGAAACACUGAUUCACUGAAUAAUUCUUUUGUCAUUCAUAUCAUCAGCCAUAAUUAAUUAAUAAAAAUAUAUAUUGGUUUGGAAUUAUUUAA